AUUUAUUUAUUUUUUCCGCCAAAACAUAAAUGUUAGUUAGCACUCCAUUCUAUAUUAUAAUAAUGUUUUUCAACUUUAAUAUAAUCUUUACCAGGGCACCAAUAAAAUGUCUCGGUAUAAUUCUUAUUCUAACUCUCCCAUGCCUCAUUACUGACAAUGCCGAAUCGUACAGACACCAAGUGAGGAGAUCAGAUCACAACCUUCUUCAUAUUUACCACAAAAAGAAAAAUUCACCAGAAGUGGUGUCAUAUUCCUGACACCGAUACUCAGCUUUAGUAUUUAAACCAGUCUUUAGGAGUCUCAUGAUAACCGCAACACUACGCUCAGUCCUUUGCGUCGCUAUAAACGUGGUAGUUCAUGUGUUCAUACUCGUUGUCUUGCCAGUUUACAUCACAAGCGCAGCCAGUCACCUUAAACAGAAAGUGAAGUCACACGAGCAUCGAAAAUUUCAAGCUGGUAAACAAAUCUGACAAUAAAUCAGAAGAUUCCAGCGAGAGUUCCCGGUUUCUCUCAACUCCAUGUUGGUCUUCACUUGCCCGAAAUCGGCAUCCCUCCCAAGUUCAAAGGAGAGCUACUAAUUGUAGUGCCGGAUUUGCUUGCAGAUUUGAAAAAUAGCCAGUUUAGGUGCUCGUGCCUUAAGAUUUAUAGGAUCACCUGAAGAUUGGGGACCCAGUUUAUCUCACCUGAUGAUUAAACACUCCAAUGCUACCUGAAGACGUUAAGUUACAUUACGUUGCGUUGCGUUACGUUGCGUUACGUUACGUUAGCGUUAGAUUAAAAGUAGGAUUCCAUAUAUGCGUUUGCGUUAAAUUGCCUUGGAAAACGGACACCCCUGUUUCCAUUUGCAACUGAAUAUUCUGUCUUAGCGGGAACAGGACAGGAAAGAUGGCUCCCAGCACAUCAAAGCUACGGCUCUAUUUAUAUGAACAGGAUAAUUUGCUAUUAAUUAUCCUGGUUUUGUAUAAGAUCAUGCGUAAUGCAAAGGGAAAACGGUCAAGGAAACACAGAUGGUGGGUGCAUUAAUUGCUGUUGUAUCGGUCUAAAUUUGGAACCUACAAUACUUUGGUAAAAGAGCUAAGAUUGGAUGAAGAAAACUUCAAAGAAUAUUUUGCUGGGUGAGGAGAGCACGGGUAGGAAGCUGGAACUAUUGAUGUCACAGGUGAAAUAAGCUAGGGCGGCGUGUGUGUAGGUUCUGUCAUGGGUACACACGCCGUCAUAAAAUACCGUAUUUGUUCCUGCAGCAGAUACAAUCCGAGGUAAUAGCUCUCUAUCACGAACUGUGGUGUCAACUGUUUAAGCCACAAGGCUUAUGAUAAUUUUUUAUAAUUAUUGCCAGAUCCACUAGUCACUAGAAUUCAUUAACAAAUCAUGAUAAAACGCCAAUCCUACGCCAGGUAUAAUCAAAUGCAAAAGAAUUAAAGGAAGUAAAUGCUGACAAAACACACACACGAAUAAAAACAUUGUGGUCCCGUAUAAUGACACAUAAAUACUAAGAUUCUCGGAUCUCAUAAGUUUUGGAUCUGGUAUCACUAAUAAAUGAAGCGUAAUUUUUACGGUUGAGACGUAAGUCACAUAUGGAGUACACUCGUAUCACCCAAGUCUUAAAGUUCUCAUAUGCCAGGGCUGUCUCUGUUGAGGUGGACUUCCCUUUCCUGAACCUAAAUUGUCUGCAGUUGAUCCUGUUGGUCGUUUCCAGGUGAUUUCUCAUAUUAUUCACGAUUUUUUCCAGGUACUUCGAGGAGGGAGAUCGAGCUGUAAUUUGGAGGGACGGCUGGAUUUUUUCCUUGUUUUGGGGCCUUGUGGUGGGUGAUGUGGCUGGUGGGUGUGGAGUACUUAGCUCUGUGGUGGCAGGACGCGCGUCUUCCUGUACUGCACGACAACAUCCUCAGUCUGGCUCACGCUACAUUCUAUGAAGUCACCAAAUUCUUAGUGCGUGGGUUCGAGUACUGGGUGUAUGUGUUGGUGUGGCAGAAAUGGGCCAUCCUCCCUCCACUGGGCGACUCCCCUCUCGCUGCCCUCGCCCUGGUGGUGCUCACCGACUUUUGUUACUACUGGCUGCACCGCGCCAGCCAUGAGAUUAUGGUGUUGUGGGCAGUGCAUCAAGUCCAUCACACUAGUCAGGACCUCACCGUGGCUGUUGGCCUCAGACACUCCCCACUCCAGCGGCUCUUCUUGUGGGUGUUUUAUCUCCCCAUGGCCGUGUUGGGCGUUCCCCCGGCCCACAUGCUCGCCCAUGCCCAGUUCAACUUGGUCUUCCAAUGCUGGAUCCACACGGAGGCUAUACGUACUCUGGGACCGUGCGAGUAUAUAUUCAACACCCCAUCCCACCACCGUGUCCAUCAUGGAGUCAACCAAUUCUGCCUGGACAAGAACUAUGCUGGGUUGUUUAUCGUGUGGGACAGACUGUUUGGCACCUACCAAGAUGAGCUGCCUGACCAGGAGAUAAUUUACGGAAUCAUAACACAGCCUGAGAGUUGCAACCUUAUCUAUCACCAGAUAUUUUACCUGAAGUUAGCGGUUGGGAAGGCGAACAGUAUGGACACAUGGGACAAGUGGCUCUGCUCACUGGUGAAGGGCCCUAGCUGGGUACCCGGCUCACCCUGGACGGGAUGGGAUGAAAACAAGCCUGAUAUAAGAGCUUCUAGAGAGUAUCAGAAGGUAAGAGCAACAGCUGCCACACACUGCUAUGUCCUCCUACACUUCUUGGCGGCCCUCUCCCUCAUCACUCGCCUGACUACGACAGUGGUGAGCACUCCAGUGGAGGUGUUUGUGUACAGCUUAGCGGUGGUGGCGACCCUUACUUGUAUUGGUGUGUUGUAUGAUGGGCUCUCCUGCUGCCGCUUGGUUGAAAUGGUGAGGUGUGGCAUAGGGUUAGCACUGUGUCUCCUCCUCCCCCUACAAGCUAUAACCGGUGCAGAACUUCGCCUCCUCACCACACUCUACACACUCUCCUUCAUCCUCUGGCUCGUUCGACCCAACACCAUCAUCAACCAUAAAGUCUGCAAGGAUUAACUUCUUUGUUGGAUAAGAUAUAUUACUGUUGUGGGAAGCAUUGAAUAACAUUGUAAAUUGAAUGCAAAUUUCAUUAGGUACAGUGGCGAGAGAUACGCGUGUCACCACUGCACUGUAGGCCUACUACUACCCACCACUAACAUUCCUUAAACGUACUUGUGUAGUGGAUUUCUCCCCUACAAACGCUGUUUGUUGCUGCGUAGCCGACCCCUCGAAUUCCCCAGUGUAUGCCUC
Homarus americanus (American lobster) is the source of this 3246-nucleotide messenger RNA. Its product is annotated as alkylglycerol monooxygenase-like. Gene Ontology annotation, biological process: lipid biosynthetic process. Bases 1810 to 3012 code for a protein of 400 amino acids. The transcript has 8 exons. Gene Ontology annotation, molecular function: oxidoreductase activity; iron ion binding. Gene Ontology annotation, cellular component: endoplasmic reticulum. Lineage: Eukaryota; Metazoa; Arthropoda; Malacostraca; Decapoda; Nephropidae. The record is from RefSeq and is a predicted model, not a curated record.